UAAGUGAUUUAUUAGAUAAUCGAAAACAGAAGAUCUUGAAGACUAUUCGAAAUUCAGAAGAACUACGCGGGAGGGCCCUAGAACAACUGGAAAAAGCCCGGACCCGCUUACUAAAAGUAGAAAAGGAAGCGGAUCUGUUUCGAGUGAAUGGAUAUUCUGAGAUAGAACGAGAAAAAUUGAAUUUGAUUAAUUCAACUUCUAAGACUUUGGAACAAUUAAAAAAUUACAAAAAUGAAACCAUUCGUUUUGAACAACAAAGAGCGAUUAACCAAGUUCGACAACAGGUUUUCCAACAAGCCUUACAAGGAGCUCUAGGAACUCUGAAUAGUUGUUUGAACAACGAGUUACAUUUACGUACCAUCAGUACUAAUAUUGACAUGUUUGGAAUGAUGAAAGAAAUAACGGAUUAGUCCUUCUACUGCAAGGAUUAUUUUUUUUUGUUUGAAAGAAAAAAAAGAAUUAAGAAAUAUUCAUGGUAACCAUCCGAGCCGAUGAAAUUAGUAAUAUUAUCCGUGAACGUAUUGAACAAUAUAAUAGAGAAGUAAAGAUUUUAAAUACCGGUACCGUACUUCAAGUAGGCGAUGGUAUUGCUCGUAUUUAUGGUCUUGAUGAAGUAAUGGCAGGUGAAUUAGUAGAAUUUGAAGAGGGUACCAUAGGCAUUGCUCUGAAUUUGGAAUCAAGCAAUGUCGGUGUUGUAUUAAUGGGUGACGGUUUGCUGAUACAAGAAGGGAGUUCUGUAAAAGCAACAGGACGAAUUGCUCAGAUACCGGUAAGUGAGGCUUUUUUGGGUCGUGUUGUAAAUGCGCUGGCUAAACCUAUUGAUGGUCGAGGUGAAAUUUCAACUUCUGAAUCUCGUUUAAUUGAAUCUCCCGCUCCGGGUAUUAUUUCGAGACGUUCCGUAUAUGAGCCUCUUCAAACAGGACUUAUUGCUAUUGAUUCUAUGAUACCUAUAGGACGUGGUCAGCGAGAAUUAAUUAUUGGGGACAGACAGACUGGGAAAACAGCAGUAGCUACAGAUACGAUUCUCAACCAACAAGGGCAAAAUGUAAUAUGCGUUUAUGUAGCUAUUGGUCAAAAAGCAUCUUCUGUGGCUCAGGUGGUGACUGCUUUACAGGAAAGGGGAGCUAUGGAAUACACUAUUGUGGUAGCUGAAACGGCGGAUUCUCCGGCCACAUUACAAUACCUCGCUCCUUACACAGGAGCAGCUCUUGCUGAAUUUUUUAUGUACCGUGAACAACACACUUCAAUCAUUUAUGACGACCCCUCCAAACAAGCACAGGCUUAUCGCCAAAUGUCUCUUUUAUUACGAAGACCACCGGGCCGCGAAGCUUAUCCCGGAGAUGUUUUUUAUUUGCAUUCACGCCUUUUGGAAAGAGCUGCUAAAUCAAGUUCUAGUUUAGGUGAAGGAAGUAUGACUGCUUUACCAAUAGUUGAGACCCAAUCGGGAGAUGUUUCAGCUUAUAUUCCUACUAAUGUAAUUUCGAUUACAGAUGGACAAAUAUUCUUAUCCGCCGAUCUGUUCAAUGCUGGAAUCCGCCCUGCUAUUAAUGUGGGCAUUUCGGUUUCCAGAGUAGGAUCCGCGGCUCAAAUUAAAGCCAUGAAACAAGUAGCCGGCAAAUUAAAAUUAGAAUUGGCACAAUUCGCAGAAUUAGAAGCCUUUGCACAAUUUGCCUCUGAUCUCGAUAAAGCUACUCAGAAUCAAUUGGCAAGAGGUCAACGAUUACGUGAAUUACUCAAACAAUCUCAAUCAGCCCCUCUUUCGGUGGAAGAACAGAUAAUCACUAUUUAUACCGGAACGAACGGUUAUCUUGAUUCAUUAGAAAUUGGCCAGGUAAGGAAAUUUCUGCUUGAGUUACGGAAUUAUUUAAAAACGAAUAAACCUCAAUUCCAAGAAAUCAUAUCUUCUACCAAGACAUUUACUGAAGAAGCAGAAGCCCUUUUGAAACAAGCGAUUCAAGAACAAAUGGAGCGUUUUCUACUUCAAGAACAAGUCUAAAUAACUGGAUCUCUUUAAAUCCGUAAAUCUGUCUAUAUUAAGUAAGAAGUGUAUAUAAGAAGCGGAUCUUUUAUUUAAGCCAUUCAAAACAUCUUUCUUGAUAUAGAAAUAUCAAAUAAAAUACAUAUGGAAAUAAAUUGCGUCCAAUAGGAUUUGAACCUAUACUAAAGGUUUAGAAGACCUCUGUCCUAUCCAUUAGACAAUGGACGCUUUUCAUUUCAAUUUUUAUUUUUUCUUUUUCUUGUUUUCUUUUUCUUGUUCGUAAAAAACGAAUAUAGGACAGGGUCGGGAAUUGGGUAUUCAAUUUGCAUUUUAAUAAUGAAUUACAUUAAUUAUAUUCGAAUUAUUAAAUUCGAUUAUUUUCUAAAUUUUAGAAUAUUUUCUAAAAAUUUUAUUUCUAAUAGUAUUUAUUAUACCUAAAUAGUAUUUAUUAUACUUUAAUUUGAAUAUUUUUAUUCAAAUGAAAAAAUUCAAUAUUAUUUGAAUUUGUAUUUAAUAUUUAGUUUAAAAAUAGAAAAAUUUUUCUAAUAUAAAAAUAGAGAGAUUGUUAGGAAUAAUGAAUAGAGAUAAGAAAUCAAGUAAGCACAAGCGGGUAGCGGGAAUCGAACCCGCAUCGUUAGCUUGGAAGGCUAGGGGUUAUAGUCGACGUUGAUUCAUCAGUUUUAAUUUAACGUCUCUAAUUCAAAACCGAACGUGAAACUUUGAUUUCAUUCGGCUCCUUUAUGGAAUAUGAAUAAAUUUCCAAAUGUAAGAUAUGAAUGAAAUUAAAAAAAUUCAACCUAUAACAUCUACGUCAGCUUUUCUGUAUGAAUGCAUUCAAAACGACCUGCUUUCUAGAUGAUCCUUAUAGAAAAGAAGAGGAUUCUAACACUUUUUCUAGUUACUUCGUUCUCUAUUUCUAUUUUAAAGAAUCCUUAGGAAAAGCAUUUUGUUUCUACCGAGCUAAAAAAUUUGUCGAUGUCUCUAGUAAACCAAAGUCAUUGUUUAAUAGCUAUUUUGCUUCAAUUUUCCCUAUAAAAAAAAAAUGGAAGAUUUAGUUACGGUUAGAAAUAAACUUUCUCUCUUUAUCCAUGGAUUCCUUACUCAUACUCAUUCAAUUGGAAGUAUUGAUCCAAUUUUUUAAAAUUAUGUUUCGUAAUUCCACAAUCCAAUUUUUCAAUUUGUAAUUGACUCUUGGAUACAAAUCACGAGAAUGUAUAUUUUUCCUCGAAUUUUUCAUUGAGAGGAAAAGGGUUAAAUCCUUUUUACGAGAUAAAGUUUUUGAUCGGAAUGGAAUAUUCAUCAAACCGAGGGACCCCUUAACUAUAUAAGGGUUUAAUAGAACGAAUCACACUUUUACCACUAAACUAUACCCGCUACAAUCCCAUUAUUAUAUAUAAAGGGACUUUUUGUCGAACAAGCAACUCAGGUGUAAUUAAAAAAUAGGAUCAAAAAAGAAUCAUGAAAAUUAGAGCGGUACCAAGAGGACUUAAUGAGAUUGAGAUUAGGAAACGCAGACUCAUUUAACUAACUAAAAACCAAGUCUUUUGCUAGCGGUUUUUGACGGAUAUGGAUAUGACUUGACAAAACUAUUUAAGCCGUAACAUAAAAAUGCAUUGUUCAAGAAUUUAUGGUUCUUUUUUUUUUUUCUUAAUUUUUUAUUUAUUUACAGUCCCUUUAAUUAAAAAUACAAGAAAUCUAAUCAAAACAAUAUAAUAAAAAACGUGUUGGUGUAUUAUAAAGUAAAUCAAAGCAAUUUUAGUGUUUAAAAAAAUAUUAUAAUAAGAAAUGACAUUGUGAUUAUAUAUCAAAGGAAUCAAAACAGUCUUUCUUAUGAUCUUAUGAUUGUUUUAAUAUUAUUUAAUAUUAAUAAUAAGUAAUAAGCAUUUGUGUUUUCAAAUGUAAUAAAUUAAAUAAUUUAAAUUUGAUUUUUUGGAAUAAAAGAGGCCCGGCCCAGCUAGGUAUUGACCAGGCCAAGCCGCGGAAAGAAUAAGGUUUCUUUGGAAAAAAUCAAAGAGAUAUAGUAUUUUUUUGUAUUUUAUUUCUUAAUUCUUAUUUUUAUAUUGUUUUUUUUAUAUAGUUUAUAGUUAUAUUUCUAUAUUGAAAAAAAAAAAUAUAUAUAUAAUAAGAAUAAUUACUAUGUUCCAUAAGGUUCCAUAAGCCAAAAUAAGGCUUGAAAAAACCCUUCUUAUUAUAUAUAUGUUUUUUUUUUCAAUUGGGGGAGAGAUGGCUGAGUGGACUAAAGCGUCGGAUUGCUAAUCCGUUGUAUGAAUUUUUCGUACCGAGGGUUCGAAUCCCUCUCUUUCCGUUUUCGUCAAUAACCUUGUAUUUCCUUUCGAAUUUUUCGCGAGUUCCCUUUUUUUUAGUUAUUUUCUUAUAGUUAAAAGUGGGAAAUAGCUAAAACCCUACUAAGAACUUUUUAAAAUCAAGCAAAAAAAACAAAAAAUCUUCUUUAUUUUUUAUUCUUCACGUCCAGGAUUACGCCCCGGAUCAUUAGAUAGGAAUCCAAAGAUGAAUAGAGAGACAAAGAAUAUUACUACCGUGUAAACAAAUAGUUUUAGAGUAAGCAUUAAACAAUCUCCAAGAUUCUUUUUUUUAGGAAAAAAGAGAAUAGAUUCUCUAUUUGUAUUUUAUAUCGCAUACCCUACUUUUUUCUAUUUUUAUUUUGAUACCAAGAAAGAAACUAAAGUACUUUUUGAGACUAGAAAUAGAAAAGAAUUUUCAAAAAAGUUAUUUAAAAUACUUUUUAAUACAAAGUGGAGUUUUUGUUCAUUACCAAAAAUUUUCUUUCAUACCCACAAUUAGACAUUGUGGAAGACUUCAAGAGGUCUUGCAAUGGAAAAAGACCAGAAUAAGGAAGUGAAAUGUGGUGUUCCUGAUUUAUUACAGCUAUACCAGUCUGAUCUUAUCAUAUCUAUUGAUAUAAUUUUUUUGUUUUCAAAUAAACGAUGAAUUUGUCUAGCACAGUAUUCAAAAUCUUAGCGAAAACUUACAGCGGCUUGCCAAACAAAAGCUAAUAGAAAAAAUAGAAGAGGGAUUACUGGCAUAAAAUCCACGAUUGGAUUUAAAAAAGCGUAAGCCUCGGGCAAUUUGGCGAUGAAAAAACUACUUGAAGAAAGGGCAGAAUUAAGACAGAUACAGAUCAAACUAAAUAUGUUAAGCAUAACAAACAUUUUAUUCUUGAGGGUAAUUGUAUUUAUUUUGAUUGAGUUAUUAAUAAGGCGAGUUAUUGAUAUAAGGCAAGCUGAAUAAAAAGAAAUUUUAUAAAAAUAAAUGAAAUUAGAUAUACCAAAAGACCUUCUUUGAUUUUUUCUCGCCCAAUCAAAACCCCUUCAAUUCUCAAAUUAAAAGUGAAUAGAAUAAAUCAUACUUUC
Molecule: messenger RNA, 5349 nt
Organism: Cannabis sativa
Lineage: Eukaryota; Viridiplantae; Streptophyta; Magnoliopsida; Rosales; Cannabaceae
Product: ATP synthase subunit alpha, chloroplastic
Exons: 1
Coding region: 473-1996 (507 amino acids)
Biological process (GO): proton transmembrane transport; proton motive force-driven ATP synthesis
Molecular function (GO): proton-transporting ATP synthase activity, rotational mechanism; ATP binding; ADP binding
Source: RefSeq, a predicted model, not a curated record